GCCAUGGCCAAUGAAUAACGAAGAGCUUGACGGCCCAAUACACCUUUUAGAGAGAGAAAGAGAAUCACAGAUACAGUGAAGUGCCAUGGCUACCUUCUCUCUCAUGGCCCUCGUUUCAUUCCUCAUGUUUCUUCUCACCCAACCUCUCUCUUCCAAUGCAAAUCUCUACAAAACCUCUCUCUUCAGAUCCAAACUCCCUGAACCCAUCCAUGAUGCUCCUACUGUUUACUUUGAAGUAACAAAGGACAUUCAAACCCACCACAAGAAACCAUGCUCUUCCCUUCUGGUUUUGCAACAUGAUUUCGGCCAAACUUAUGGAAAACCACCUGUUACUGCGUCUUAUAAUCCCCCCAAAACUUGCUCUAACUGGUCCAAAGUGGUAUUGGAAUGGACUUCUACCUGUAAAGGAAGGCAAUUUGAUAGGAUUUUUGGGGUUUGGCUUGGUGGCGUUGAGAUUCUUCGAAGUUGCACAGCUGAACCCAGAGCAACAGGCAUUAUUUGGACUGUAAAGAAGGACAUAACCAGGUAUUCUUCUCUUUUGAAACAACCCAACAAUUUGUCUAUUUAUUUAGGCAAUCUGGUUGAUAAUACAUAUACUGGAAUUUACCACGCCAAUGUCACUAUCCACUUUUAUCCCCCGGAAACACAUGGUGGUCUUGAUAAAAUUCAUUCAAAGAGGUUAAAUUAUGCUUCUAGUUUUGAUUCCCUUGCAGAUUUGAUAUUACCCAUUUCUCGAUCUCCACCGUUGAAUGAUGGGUUAUGGUUUUUGGUAGAGAAUUCAACUGAUGUGCAGGGUAAGGAAUUCAAGAUACCCCCAAAUGCUUAUAGGGCUGUUCUAGAGGUCUAUGUCUCAUUUCACUCUUCAGAUGAGUUCUGGUAUGGCAACCCCCCCAAUAAUUAUAUCGAGGCAAAUAAUUUGACUGCUACUCCCGGUAAUGGCCCAUUUAGAGAAGUUGUAGUGAGCUUAGAUGGAAGAGUAGUAGGUGCUGUGUGGCCAUUUACUGUUGUUUAUACUGGAGGAGUCAAUCCUCUUCUUUGGAGACCUAUUACCGGUAUCGGAUCAUUUGAUCUUCCCUCUUAUGACAUUGAUAUCACGCCAUUCUUGGGGUCAAUUUUGGAUGAGAAAUACCAUAGUCUUGGUUUUGGUGUUACAAAUGGCCUUAGUGUAUGGUUCAUAGAUGCCAACCUGCAUCUUUGGUUAGACAGUAGGAGUGAAAAGACAAAGGGUAAGCUUUUUAAGUACAAAGCCCCAGCUAUUAAGCCUACUUUAGUCUCGGAUUUCAAGGGUCUUAAUGGGGUGUUUUGGACUAAUGCUGAUAGGUAUAUAGACUCAACCGGAUGGGUAAAAUCGUCGUAUGGGAAGAUUACCACACAUGUGUUUCAUGGUUUCACAUACAUGAAUGAAAUGGUGUUUGGAAAGAAUGGGUCUAUGCAGAUCGUGAACCAGAAGAUUGGUAACAAUUAUGGUGUUUAUGCUAUGGUUCCCUCAGCCAAUAUUUAUUACAUGCAAUCCUUCCGAUCUUUUCCUCUUUACUUGUACACUGAUACUGUGGACCAAGAUAAUGACACUUACUCGUUUGUGUCCAAUAUUUCGUUGGGUUUCAAUACAGAUUCAUUUAAGGGUGCACGUUUUGGUUUCUUUGUUGAAUACCUAAGAAAUUUGCAGGAAGGUGAAGGCAAAAUGCUUGUCAAGGGCAACUUGGUAACCAGUGGAAUAGCAAGUACAGAACAAGCAUACAAGUAUGAUAGCUCAGAAGGUUGCUACUUUAGGACUGUUGGCAGUAAAAAUUACACAAUACUUUUUGAUCAAUCAGGAAAUAUUUGCGGCAAAAAAUUGCCAUCAUAUUCGGCGGUUGGUUUUGGUUCGAUGCCCUAUCACUUGGCAAGGCGAGCGUUCUUAGCAUCUCAUUCACAUUCACCACAUGGAGACUAAUUUGCCACUUUUUCUUCUCUAUGGUUAAUGGUUAAUGUUAUUCUUUAAGCCUUUCCAUUAGAUAGCUGUGCUUUUUCUCUUUUUCUUCUGAUCUGUCAAACAAGUGUAAAAAUUGUUCUAAGUCUCCUUUAGAUGUUUAAGAGGAUAUCUAAAAUUUACCUUUUUUAGUUUUGGUUUACUUGUGUCUGUGUCUUUGAUAAUAAAUUGUGAAUUCCUGAGGGGCUUCAGCCUCAUUUAUUUUUGCUUAGGGCAUAAGGGCUACUCAAAUCCGAGCUUCACUUUCUGAAUAAAGAGAUGAAUUCCUGCA
Molecule: messenger RNA, 2240 nt
Organism: Amborella trichopoda
Lineage: Eukaryota; Viridiplantae; Streptophyta; Magnoliopsida; Amborellales; Amborellaceae
Product: Peptide-N4-(N-acetyl-beta-glucosaminyl)asparagine amidase A protein
Source: RefSeq, a predicted model, not a curated record